Messenger RNA from Brachypodium distachyon (stiff brome), 713 nucleotides. RefSeq lists its product as uncharacterized. The coding region runs from base 103 to 477 and encodes 124 amino acids. NCBI's taxonomy places the organism in Eukaryota, Viridiplantae, Streptophyta, Magnoliopsida, Poales, Poaceae. The record is from RefSeq and is a predicted model, not a curated record. The transcript is spliced from 2 exons.
CCCCGGCACAUCAAUUCCUUCUUCUUCACUUCUCUAAUAGCCAUAUAUAAUCUCGCCACCCUCCAGCGAAUCGAUCAGGGCGCGUCGUAUAGUAGUAGCCCGAUGUCCGGCACCGUGUGCUCCAUGUGCGGCGACGUCGGCUUCCCGGACAAGCUCUUCCGCUGCGCCCGCUGCCGCUGCCGCUUCCAGCACUCCUACUGCACGAACUACUACGGCGACGCGGCUCCGGCGGAGGCGGGCGCCGGAGUGUGCGACUGGUGCCUCAGCGACGACGUCCUCCUGAAGAAGAGGCCGCCUUCGGCCAUGCAGAUGCAGCAGCACGCCGCGGCGACCGGGAGCGAGGAGUUGUUCUCCAAUCGUAGCUUUGGGAAAGUCAAGGUGACCGGCGGCGGCGAGCAGGAUCAGAGCAGCCGGAGAGUGAACACCAAGGGGGCGGCCGUUCGCAGGUACAAGCUGCUCAAGGACGUCUUGUGCUAGCCGCGGGCCGAUCAUGGUGAUCGAUCUGGGCCUCGUCAGCGUGUACUAUAAUACUAGUACGUACAAUGUUUAGUUAAUCCCAAAUCUUAAUUAGGCAGUCUUCAUACCUAGUUAUAGCUAGCUGCAGGGUUAUGUAUGUCGAUCCUUGUGUGCGAGUGCGAAUGUUUGCAUGUCUACUCACAAUGAGAUCUGCUUCCGAAUGUAUUAGUAAUUUAGUACUUCAUCUCUCUUUAUCA